CCUUCACCAACCACCUCGACCAACAAAAAUCAUGGGUGUUCUCGACGUUGUACCUGCUGGUGUUUUGACUGGCGAGAACGUUCGCAAGCUCUUCGACUAUGCUAAGGAGCACAAAUUUGCGAUUCCUGCCAUCAACGUAACCUCCUCCUCGACCGCCAACGCUGUUCUCGAGGCCGCUCGGGAUAUCAAGGCUCCCAUCAUCCUCCAGGUCUCCCAGGGCGGAGCUGCCUACUUCGCUGGCAAGGGUCUUGCCAACGACAAGCAGCAGGCCUCCAUCACCGGUGCCGUUGCCGCCGCCCACCAUAUCCGUACCGUCGCCAAGGCUUACGGCGUCCCCGUCGUCCUCCACUCCGACCACUGCGCCGAGAAGCUUCUUCCUUGGUUCGAUGGCAUGCUCGCCGCUGACGAGGAGUACUUCAAGAUCCACCAAGAAGCCCUCUUCUCCUCGCACAUGCUCGACCUCUCGGAAGAGUCAAAGGAGGACAACAUCGCCACUUGCGUGAAGUACUUCGAGCGCAUGGCUCCCAUCGGUCUCUGGCUUGAGAUGGAGAUCGGUAUCACCGGUGGUGAGGAGGACGGUGUUGACAACACUGGCGUCGACAACAACUCGCUCUAUACCCAACCCGAGGAUGUCUACGAGGUCCAUGAGGCUCUCUCCAAGAUCAGCCCUAACUUCUCCAUUGCCGCUGCUUUCGGUAACGUGCACGGUGUCUACAAGCCCGGAAACGUCAAGCUUCACCCCGAGCUCCUCCACAAGCACCAGGUCUACGCCAAGGAAAAGGUCGGUGGCAAGAUUGAGCAGCCUCUGUACCUCGUUUUCCACGGUGGCUCCGGUUCCACCAAGGAGGAGAUCAAGACUGCUGUCACCAACGGUGUUGUUAAGAUGAACGUGGACACCGACACCCAAUUCGCCUACCUCGCUGGUAUCAGGGACUACGUCCUCAACAAGAAGGACUACCUCAUGACCCAGGUCGGCAACCCCGAGGGUGCUGACAAGCCUAACAAGAAGCAAUAUGACCCCCGUGUCUGGGUCCGUGAGGGCGAGAAGACCCUCUCUGUGCGUGUCAAGGAGGCAUGCACCGAUCUCGGCAACAUCAACCGACUCUAAGCGCUUCGUUGCUUCUCGUUGUUCGUUGUCGAUAAUUGGGGCGCGCCGGGAUCAGUUAGAGAAGUUGCAUAAUUGUUGUUGUAGGCCAACCGAUGGAUUUUCUUCAUGGGGACGAAGGAACGAGAGAAGUGCAUCACUAUUGUUUGUAUAGCUUGUAGCUGUGGUCCUAUGAUUAUUAUAGAUGCUUGAUUCGGAUUUGGAUAUCAUGC
Molecule: messenger RNA, 1317 nt
Organism: Stereum hirsutum FP-91666 SS1
Lineage: Eukaryota; Fungi; Basidiomycota; Agaricomycetes; Russulales; Stereaceae
Product: fructose-bisphosphate aldolase
Exons: 11
Coding region: 32-1108 (358 amino acids)
Biological process (GO): glycolytic process; gluconeogenesis
Cellular component (GO): cytosol
Molecular function (GO): zinc ion binding; fructose-bisphosphate aldolase activity
Source: RefSeq, a predicted model, not a curated record